AUGGCCUCCCCCGAAAAGCCGAGGUUGUUGUACGAUCGGCCCGAUGGCAAGUUUCGCGAAAUGCUCGCGGAUUGUCCUACUCAUGGUUGCAAGCAGAUGUUGGGUCUCUUGUUGAACUGGGGCCUCUUGGGGGUAUUGACCAACCAGACGUACAUGUACCAUAUCUAUUAUCCGACCGACAGGCUGUCCCUGCAAUGUCUCGUCUACGGCAUACUUAUCUUCGAAUGGGUCCAGACGGGGCUGCUAACAGCCGCUUCAUUCGACAACUACGUGUACAAUUACGGUGAUCUCGACGCCCUAGUAUCGGUCAGCAAUUCGUGGUUCAGCGUGCCCGUCAUGAGCGCAAUCGUUGCCCUUGUGGUACAAGUCUUCUAUGCGUGGCGCAUUCUGCGCCUCAGUGGCUCCCGCAUACUGUCUGGAAUCAUAGUGUUUCUCGCUGUAGCGCAAGCCGCGGGAGGGAUCGCAUUUGGUGCUCAGAUGAAAAUAUAUAAUCCAUCACUGCUCAAACUCUCACAAUUCAAGGGACCAGUGAUUACUUGGCUGCUAAGCAGUAUACUCGCGGACACGCUCAUUGCUGUGUCCAUGACAAUAUUGCUCUUGAAGAGAAAGGCGGGGCAGCACACCAGUACCGACCGAACACUGGAUAGAAUUGUCCGGAUGACUGUCGAAACGGGAACAAUGACUGCAAGCAUAGCCGCGGGUGAUGUCAUCCUGUGUCUUGCUUGUCCUGACAAGUUGUUCUACCUCGCGCCUGCGGAGAUCUUGAGCAAGGUCUAUGCGAACUCUCUCCUCACGAACCUGAUCAACCGCGCGUUCGUCAAGCGCGCAGAUUCAACACUGUCGACACGUGGAGGUCGAUUGUCCUUCGCAUUCAGCCAAGAACACCAAACGACUGUAGAGAUUGCGGUUUCUCAAGUGGAGGGCAGCUCUGGCGAGUCGACGGGUACCUAUGGCCUCGAGCCAGUCGACAAAGGUGUCGGCUGA
Molecule: messenger RNA, 984 nt
Organism: Rhodofomes roseus
Lineage: Eukaryota; Fungi; Basidiomycota; Agaricomycetes; Polyporales; Fomitopsidaceae
Exons: 13
Coding region: 1-984 (327 amino acids)
Source: RefSeq, a predicted model, not a curated record